UCUGUUAAUGAUUAUACCCUUGAUUCAGACUAGGGCUAAAAAACGAAUAGGGUCGAGGAUUGCAUCUACAGUAUACACAAUAAAAGAACAGGACGAUACAACAGUUUGGGGAAGACUUGCUAGAUUUGGGAAGAAGUGUCAUGGCGCGAUGUGUCCUGCGUGUGUUGUGGUGUUGCUUUUCCUUUGUAUUGAUUUACACAAGCGUACACGGAGAUCCACAACAACAUUCCGACUCUGAUGAUCGUGAAAACCACAUGAAAGCGCUGAGCGAGAUGAACAAUGAUUUUGCUUUCCGUCUGUACAAAAGCAUCGUGUCUGGUGCUCAGUCCCAGAACGUGUUCUUCUCUCCACUGAGCGUGUCCAUGGCUCUGGCUGCACUGUCUUUAGGAGCAGGUGGUGAGACUCAUCAACAGCUUCUCACUGGCCUCGGAUUCAACAGUUCUCUCUUCACCAGUGAAGAAAUGCACCAAGCCUUCCUCGAUCUCCUCCAAAACCUCAAUCAAAGAACAGGGGUAGAUCUGAACGUCGGCAGUGCCGUCUACGUUAACAACACCUUUAAACCACGUCCGGAAUUUCUGGAGAAUCUUAAGCAUUUCUAUCUUUCCGAAGGCUUCUCCGUCGAUUUCACCAAGCAAAAAGAAACCUCUAAACAGAUAAACAAAUACGUCAUUGAAAAGACACACGGGAAAAUUAGGAAGUUCAUCAAAGUCUUGGAUACACGUACCCUCAUGUGUCUGAUCAGCUAUAUAUAUUUUAAAGGCAAAUGGUCCAUCCCAUUUCGUCCCCAAAAUACUAGAAAGGAAGCAUUUUAUGUGGAUAAAGAAACGACUGUUCAAGUUGAAAUGAUGUACGAGAGGAAUCAUUUUAACAGCUACUUUGAUCCUGAACUCUCCACCAUUGCUGUUCGUCUGGAUUAUAAUGACUCGUUCUCCAUGAUACUGGCUCUACCUGAUGAUCUCAAUGUUCUGCAAGAGGCUUUACAUCCACACCAUAUAGCCAACUGGAACAGACAAAUGAGUAAAAGAAAAUAUGCGCUCUUCCUUCCUAAACUGUCCCUGAAAACUUCAUAUUUCCUGAAUAACAUUCUGGCUCAAAUUGGCAUGAAGGAUUUGUUCACAGAGAAGGCUAACUUUACUGGGAUUACUGACGAACAAGUGUACGUUUCUGAGGCUGUGCAUAAAGCUACGUUAGAUGUGGACGAAACCGGAACUACUGCAACAGCUGUGACUAGAAUCAAUUUUGGAGCACGUUCACGACCAUCAUCUCUGGAAUUUAAUCAACCGUUUAUGAUCUUUAUCAUUGACCAGAAAACAAAGAACAUCUUGUUUAUGGGAAAAAUUGUCAAUCCAGAAAAUUCUGAGAUAAUUGAAAAAUAAUGUAAUGUUUUUAAAUCUAUAAAAUGAGACUCAGAAGAAUUAA
This is a messenger RNA of Tachysurus vachellii, 1419 nucleotides long. Its product is annotated as serine protease inhibitor 2.1-like. The record is from RefSeq and is a predicted model, not a curated record. Gene Ontology annotation, biological process: negative regulation of endopeptidase activity. Lineage: Eukaryota; Metazoa; Chordata; Actinopteri; Siluriformes; Bagridae. The transcript is spliced from 5 exons. The coding region runs from base 141 to 1376 and encodes 411 amino acids. Gene Ontology annotation, molecular function: serine-type endopeptidase inhibitor activity.